AUGACCACGGACCGGCCGUCGCUUAUGCAGCGCAAAUUUAUGCAAUUUUUUGCCGAGCAAGAUGAUGCUUCGGAGGGCCAUACCUCAAGCCAGUGUCCAGCUAACCCCUCGCACUCUUAUACACCUGAGCCAUUUGAAAAACAAUACUGUUUCUUCUAUGGAACCCUAAUGGACCCACCAACACUUGCAUCGAUUCUACAACUUCCAGAACCCCCUAUUAUGCGACCAGGUAAGAUGGUAGGAUACCAUAUCAAGCUUUGGGGGCCAUAUCCUGCCUUACUCGUUGGACCACCUCUUCACCCAGUUGAGGGCCUAGCAUACGAGGUUCAGUCACAGGAGCAACUCGAUCGGUUAAGUGCGUAUGAGACUAGCAAGUAUCAUAUUAAGGCCUGUAUGAUCAAGUUCCCUAGCGAAAACGGUGGCGAAGGAGAGCGUGUUAGGGGUAUGGCUUUUGUAUGGAAUGGGGAAUCCGAAGAACUACGGGAAGGAAAUUUCAGUCUUGAGAAAUGGUUACAGCAACAGAAGCGAAAAGGACCAUAG
Messenger RNA from Penicillium verrucosum, 540 nucleotides. RefSeq names its product gamma-glutamylcyclotransferase family protein. Bases 1 to 540 code for a protein of 179 amino acids. The record is from RefSeq and is a predicted model, not a curated record. The transcript has a single exon. NCBI's taxonomy places the organism in Eukaryota, Fungi, Ascomycota, Eurotiomycetes, Eurotiales, Aspergillaceae.